AUAUCACUCAAACUGAAUCCAUUAAAUAUUGAUGGAGCAACAUAAUUUGUGCAAAGAAAUGAUAAAAUAAGUUCUGAUUAAAAAUCACAUAAGUACUUGUUUAAAAGCAGAUGUAGUGUCAAUUUACCCCAAUUUGCCAUCAUAUGUGAGUACUUUUGAUAUAGAAUGGUGUUUGGUCAUCUGACUGUCUGUCCUGAUCUCUCCAUACAGUCUUUUGCCUUUAAUGCUCACGGCGCCCGUCUUUGUAGCAGGAAACAUGUUUCGUUGUUACACAAACUUCACCCAGCCCUACAGAUGUUUGCUGAUGCAUACUGGCGCUGUGUAUCUCACAUCAUCCGUAAAUACAAAAAUGACAGCAUGUAGUGUCAUUCAAGACUACUGCAUGACCAUAUUCCUUACCACCUUCCUUAUGACCUUCAUCGGCAUCACCACUCUCAUGUGUAAAGCUCGCUCCCUGUACAAGCGUAUCAUCACGUCUCAAGGUUUUUUCGCUGACAAUCAUUGGGAAACUCUGCGUCUCCUGGAACGGCGUAUGCUGCUUUAUCCCUCAGCCUUCUUCUUCUGCUGGGGACCAGCAAUAUUUCUGGCCACUAUGAUGUUGGUGAAACCGGACAUAAUAGAGGGAAGGAUGGGAGUGGUUCUCUACAUCCUACAGGCCUUCACCUCGGCCUCUCAGGGUCUGUUGAACUGCCUGGUUUACGGCUGGACGCAGCAGCACUUUCGCUCUCUCAGCAGCGGCAGCAUCAUACGGGACGCCACCACCCAGACUCCCCUGCUGCGCUCCCAGAAGCCAAACUACGCCGCUUUGCGCUCUACUGCAUCACUCACCAAUUUUGUCUGAUGGAAGGACACGCAAGAAUCCCUGCAAUGCAUUGGGAAGACACUUCAAACCAAAGCCACCGGGGGAUCAAACCCAUGACUUGGCUGUUGCGAGCAUCAUGCUCUACACAUUGAGCUUCCUGAGCCAGUACAGCACACACUAACUGAAGACUGAAACAAGUGAAGUAUCGUUGUGGUCUAACAGACGCGUUUAGUCUUGAUAAAACCAGCCGGAGCAGAAGUGUUUGCUUUGCUGUUGUAUUAUUAACACCAGAUGCCAGAUAAAGACGCUCUGCUGAAAAGGCAGCUUAAUGUUUUUUUCUACUUUGGUUUUGUUUUAAGAUUUCAGAUGCUGCACCUGCUGCUAGUUUAGCUGAGAAACCCACUUUAAGAAACUGUUUCAUUAUCCAGCCUCUACAAUACUAGCUUUUACAAUGACAUGAUCGAGACUUUCACAGCGCACUGCUGAACUAUCGAAAAGGGAAAGACCGAAGGGGGAUUACAGACAGAGGAAAAUAGUUCUGAAACAGGAUCUGAGAAGACAAUGCUGCUGCUUUCCAUCCAAAAACACAAAACAAACAAAACCUGAACCCACCUACACACAGUGUUUAGAGUGCAGGUAUCAGUCACUGCUAAAGGAGCAUGAAACAAAUCAUUCAUCCUUCAAAACAAUACUUCUCAAUGGAGCUGAUGAGAAAUAUUAGCGGGAAAAGACUCAUAUGAACCUGUCAAGAUAGUAGCAAUGAAUCCUGAAUAAGCAUUUUGCUUAAAAUGAGGUCUUUACAGUCAUGGAAAAGCUGGAAAUAUUUAGAAAUUGUGGUUUUCAGGUUCGGAAAAGUUCUGAAAUACUCUUAACAGGAUUGUUUCACCCCAAAAGUAAUAUCCUUUCAUC
Molecule: messenger RNA, 1711 nt
Organism: Cyprinus carpio (common carp)
Lineage: Eukaryota; Metazoa; Chordata; Actinopteri; Cypriniformes; Cyprinidae
Product: transmembrane protein 116-like
Exons: 5
Coding region: 224-841 (205 amino acids)
Biological process (GO): adenylate cyclase-activating G protein-coupled receptor signaling pathway
Cellular component (GO): plasma membrane
Molecular function (GO): G protein-coupled receptor activity
Source: RefSeq, a predicted model, not a curated record